AGUAAUAUUAUUAUUUUUUCGACAUUAAGAUAUUAAUUUUCACAACAAUAUUUUCAAAUUACGUCUGGUUCCUGUUAUUUUUAAAGAUUUCAUUACAAAAUCCAAGUGAAUUUAUUUGAUUAUUUCCUGAAAAUAAUGAACGUGACUUUACCAAUAAUAUUAAUGAUGAUAGUUUUAUCUUGCAAUGCUGAAAGAUUCACAAAAGAUCACAAAGAGCUUUUAGACAAAGUAUCAAAAUUCAUGCAAUCUCACCCAAGAGCCGUGAGAUAUUCUGAAACACGUGAAGAACGAUCAGAGAGAAUAAAUAAUGGAUUGGAAAACAUCGUUACAUUUUUCAAUGUUGUAGGACAACUUGAUAACUUCAUCUCUGAGAAGGCCAAAACUGUUAUUAAAACACUCAAUGCCAUUUAUAAUGUUAAUAGUGAUGAUGAUCAAUUAUGUGUGAAUUGUCAUAAUGAUUAUUAAUAAAUCUUAUUAUAUUACUUAAAUAAU
Molecule: messenger RNA, 492 nt
Organism: Chelonus insularis
Lineage: Eukaryota; Metazoa; Arthropoda; Insecta; Hymenoptera; Braconidae
Exons: 2
Coding region: 136-465 (109 amino acids)
Source: RefSeq, a predicted model, not a curated record